Trichogramma pretiosum is the source of this 1177-nucleotide messenger RNA. RefSeq lists its product as uncharacterized. The transcript has 7 exons. The record is from RefSeq and is a predicted model, not a curated record. NCBI's taxonomy places the organism in Eukaryota, Metazoa, Arthropoda, Insecta, Hymenoptera, Trichogrammatidae. The coding region runs from base 191 to 1003 and encodes 270 amino acids.
AAGAAACCCGGAUAUCUAUUCAUCGUUUAUCAACUGUGAACUUAAGGGGCUUGUCUUUUGUACCAACCGUAUUAGACACAUUGUAUUCCUAUAAUACAUAUUAGUGUGAUUACGAGCGAGAUUAUACAUAGUUUACCACUUAUUACUUUAAAAUUUUUUGAUUCGAAACUUUGUAUCUGAUUCUUCAAAAAUGGAUGAUCCUAUUGUAACAAUGAGAAUGCAAUAUAUUGAAGACCUUGAAGAUAUUUUACAGUGCCCAGUUUGUUGGGAAAUUCCUGAUGCUUCAAAAGCUAUAAUCACUUGCGCUUGUGGGCAUCAUAUGUGCUCUAAUUGUAAAACUACGAAGAAUAUAAAUGCCUGUCCCACUUGUCAGAGUGCUUUUAAUGGAUCGAGAAAUUUUCUUGCCGAAAAUUUAUCAUCAAAAUUUAAUGAUAUCAAGGAAUCGCUCAUAGAUCCUAAUCAUUACACUAAUAGAAGAAUUGUAAAAAAAAGCGCAUAUUGUCAAACUAAUAUCGAAAAGUCGUCGAUAGAAACUCAGACAUUUAUUAAUAAUGCCUCUGUGAAUACGCAAACUGAAGAAGUAACAGAAAAUAAUGAAACAGAAAAUUUAAUACAGGUUGAAGAAUUGAUCAAUGGAUUGUAUCAAAAUACUUGGAUUUUUUCUUACAACAAAAUGAAAACUUACAAGUACGAUAUUAAUAUAUCGAAUGUAGGAUAUUUUUUAUUCAAUCUUUUUAUUGAUGAAAAAGGGGACUUGGAAGUAAACAUCGCCAGUCUUAAAACUAUUAAAGGACCGAAGAUGUAUUAUGUAAUAAUUUUAUCACACGAAUUGAAUGGUCUAGUUUCUCGUGUUUUUAAAGGAAUUGUAUCUAGUGUGGAAAUCAUGCAAACUCAACAUUCAAAUCGUAAUUUAAUUAAAUCAAAAUACCUUUUGAAUCUUCCACAUGAAGAGAAAAAUCUUUUUAAAUGUACUUUAAAUUUAUAUCGACCCGAUAUUGAAUAAUUAAUAAAAUCUUAAGAGAGAAACGAUGCUCCAGAGCUUCAGAAAAAAAUCUUUGAAAAUUUGAAAAAUUCGUUUCCAGCGAUAGAAUUCGAUAACCGUUCUGAAAUUUUUUUGCCAUGUAAUAUAUUUGAUGGUAGCUACGAAUAAAAUGCCUCUUAAAAGUGUCUCUAUAAA